CUUUUAGCUUGUACGUUUGGCUUUUCCUGAUCUUGGCACCCGGAGGCUAGGCACGAGAGGAAGUGCCAGAUAUCAUUAUGAUGGAAUCUGUAUCAAGAAAAGUUCUUUCUUCUAUGCCCAGUAUUGUUACCUUUUGGGUGAAAAAAGGUAUCACAGUGGAGACAUCAUUGGCUUUGAAAAAUCUACUAAUUAUAACAGCAUUAUCCAACAAGAAGGAACAUGUGAAAAUCAUUCACCGAUAAGGACAGAUCCAGUUGGAUCCCCUUUGUCUGAAUUCAGGAGAUGUCCAUUCUGGGAGCAAGAACUGGCAAAGAAGUAUUCCUACAAAAUGAUGGCCUUUCUUGCUGAUGAAUACUACAACUAUUGCCAAGAUAUUUUACAAAACGUGAGGAACCAAGAACUUGAGAGGGUGGAGGACUUGCUCACUUCCUUCUGGAAAUCUCUGCAGCAAGACACAGUCAUGCUUAUGACAUUGCCCGAUGUGUGCCAGCUCUUUAAAUGCUACGAUGUACAGCUGUACAAGGGAAUUGAGGAUGUUCUCCUUCAUGACUUUUUGGAAGAUGUUUCUAUCCAGUACCUGAAGUCUGUCCGGUUAUUCAGCAAGAAAUUUAAGCUGUGGCUACUUAAUGCAUUGGAAGGUUUUCCAGCCCUUGUACAGAUCUCUAAACUCAAAGACUAUGAGAAUGGUGUUGAAAAAUAGCAGGAGAGUCAGCGUUUUGAAGUCAGAUCUACAAGCCAUCACCAGUCGAGGUGCUUUGGACAUGUCUAAGAAAGCCCUGCCAAGUAACCCAAGUAGUGCCACUGACCUGGAGACACACGCGGAGAUGAAAUGUUUAAGCAGUUUGAUUUCUUUGCUGGGGACAUCCGCAGAUCUCAGCAUUUUCCUGAAUUGUCUGUCUUCAAAUCUCCAAACAUUUGUCUUCCAGCCCAGCAGAAGCAAAGAAGAGUUUAUCAGAUUGGCCGCCAGCUUCCAGCUAAGAUGGAAUUUCCUUCUCACCGCCGUGAGCAAAGCCAUGACUCUCUGCCACAGAGAUAGUUUCGGCUCUUGGCAUCUGUUCCAUUUGCUGCUUUUGGAAUUUGUGACUCAUCUACUUCAGUCAUGCAUAGAAGAGGAAGAGGAGGAUGACGACGGGGGACAUCUCAAGGAAAGGCUACCAGAUGAUCAGUCUCUUGUCCAGCCAGACCAGGCAUCUUUCCACCCUCCAGAUUCCUCACCAUCUCAGGAGUAUGAAAGCCCAAGUGUGGAUUCACACUGGGUGACCCUGAAACACAUGGGCCAGAGCCGAUGUCCCAUGGGUGUGAGCAGUGUGGUUCUCAGGGUCCUGGGCUUCCUGGUGGACAGUGACACGGGCAAUAAGCUCAUCCAGGUAUUAUUGGAGGACAAGGCCACGGAAAGCACGGUCAAACUCAGCCUUCCUGUGGGACAAGAAGCCCUUGUAACCCUAAAAGAUGGACAAAAAUUUGUAAUUCACAUAUCAGAUGUACCCCAAAGCUCUGAAAAUAUUUUUUUUCAGGGAAAGCAAUGCAAUAUAUGAUUAUUUAUUUGAAUAGGACAUAAGAAAACAUAGAUUUUCACUCUUAAAAAUAUAUUAAAUGCUAAAGCUUUUGUAUUGGUAGGAAAGAAGAUUUUAUGUACAUAAUAGAGGUAGCAUUGUAUGUAUUGUGUUUAUAUGUAUUUCAAGGAGUUAGUUUUGAUGAAUCAUAUAAACUGAUUUGGAGAAUAA
Messenger RNA from Leptonychotes weddellii (Weddell seal), 1724 nucleotides. The record is from RefSeq and is a predicted model, not a curated record. Lineage: Eukaryota; Metazoa; Chordata; Mammalia; Carnivora; Phocidae.